Molecule: messenger RNA, 1287 nt
Organism: Charadrius vociferus (killdeer)
Lineage: Eukaryota; Metazoa; Chordata; Aves; Charadriiformes; Charadriidae
Gene: NECAB3
Product: N-terminal EF-hand calcium binding protein 3
Exons: 14
Coding region: 1-1287 (428 amino acids)
Biological process (GO): regulation of amyloid precursor protein biosynthetic process
Cellular component (GO): Golgi cis cisterna; endoplasmic reticulum; cytoplasm
Molecular function (GO): calcium ion binding
Source: RefSeq, a predicted model, not a curated record
AUGUUUGUCACCUGCGGUGACAGAGGUGCUGAAGCUUUCACGAUUUAUUGCGGGGCGCCCAGCCCAGCCACGCGCCAAUGCAUCCUCACCCCUGCGCUUAGCAAGAUCCGGCCCUCCUUCUCCUCUCCCCCUUUCGGUUUUGUUUUCGUGGAGGGUGAUGGCAACAUGCGGUGCUGCCCAAAGCGCCAAACGGUGACCAACUGCGGCAACCAAGGACGGUCACACCCCAGUGUGACCAUCCAGGGCCACGCCGGGACCACCGUGGGCUACACUGAAGCCAACCGUGACCAGCCCGGGGCCACCCCACCACCGACGGGCGCCACGAUUUUCCGACGAGCCGACAAGAACGAUGAUGGGAAGCUGUCUUUUGAGGAGUUCAAGAACUAUUUCGCUGAUGGGAUCCUGAGCUCGGAGGAGCUGUGGGAGUUGUUCAGUGGCAUUGACAGGCGUCAUUCAGAUAAUGUGGACACGGAGAAAUUGUGCGAUUAUUUCUCAACAUAUCUUGGAGAAUACAGGAACGUGCUUUCUGCCCUGGAGGCUCUCAACUCUGCAGUCCUGGCAGCCAUGGACAAAACCAAGCUGAGGUACGAGACCUCCUCGAAGAUGGAGCAGUUCCUGACCCGUUUCCUGCUGCGGGAAACCAUGCACCAGCUGCAGUCCCUGCAGGCCUCGCUCGAAUGUGCUGUUGACACCAUGGAGGAACAGGCAGGACGGGAGAGAAAGGACAUAAAGAAAUCUGAGACCUCGGUUGGCCUGAAGUCGGGGAGACGAUGUGGGCGCAGAGGACAGAAAAAUGUCUGUCUGUCUCCAACGGACCCCUAUUCCGGGAUGCUAACGACAGGCGUUUGUGUUGAAGACAACAGCCAGUGGAUGGCACAGAUCAAUAGGCUCCAGCAGCUCAUCGAGAAGCUGGAGUGCAAGAGCCCACGCCUGGAGCCGCUGAAGGAGGAAGCGAUGUGCAAAGGAAGAGAUGCACACAUCCUAGUGGCGAAGAGGCAGAUCUCGGUGGCGACAAGCGGCAUUGAGGAGUUUCGCCAGGCGUUCAGGUCCUACACGGAGGUCACCGCUGGGCAGAGCAGCUGCCUGCACGUGUCCGCCUGCAAGCUGACGGACGAGGCCUGCUUCAUCCUUUACGAGUUCUGGCAGGACGUGACUUCGUGGAGAAGCCACUUGCAGUCCAGCUGCAGCAAGACUUUCCAGCGGUCCAUCAUCAGCUUGCUGGAGUCCCCGGAGCUGCUGACCACCAUGCUCUUCCCAGCCUCCUGGUGGAUCAUGAACAACAACUGA